Messenger RNA from Chelonus insularis, 1102 nucleotides. RefSeq names its product ribosomal RNA-processing protein 8. NCBI's taxonomy places the organism in Eukaryota, Metazoa, Arthropoda, Insecta, Hymenoptera, Braconidae. The transcript is spliced from 3 exons. Bases 371 to 1102 code for a protein of 243 amino acids. Gene Ontology annotation, biological process: cellular response to glucose starvation; regulation of transcription by glucose; rDNA heterochromatin formation. The record is from RefSeq and is a predicted model, not a curated record. Gene Ontology annotation, cellular component: nucleolus; chromatin silencing complex; rDNA heterochromatin. Gene Ontology annotation, molecular function: methyltransferase activity.
AAAUGAACAGUCUUUAGGAAAGGCCAACAAAAAAGGUGGAAAAAAGAAUAAAUUAUUAAUUAAUAAUGGCAUAGAUAAUUCAUCUAUUUCAAAUGAUUCUGGUAGAAUAACGAAAAAAUUCAAGAAUUCAAAUAAAAAAGAAAACAACAUUGUUAAACAGCAUUCUAAAGAACCAAAUAAGAAUACAACAGUGCAAUCAUCUUCCAUUUCACUGAUCACGAAGUCGAAAAAAAAGCGAUUAAAAAAAAAAGAAAAACAAAAUCUAGAGAAGAAAAUUUCAACAAUAAGUGAUAGUGAUAAAGUUUCUAAUAAAAAUAUUAUUAAACUACAAAACAAAAAAUUAAAUAUUGACAAAAUAAGGCAAUUAUUAAUGAAUAAAGAUACUGACAACAGUAAUAAAACUGUUAAUAAAAACACAAGUAAGAAAGCUCAAAAAGAUUUAUCUUUAAGAGAAAGAAUGAUGGCUCAAUUGCAAUCAUCUAGAUUCAGAUUUCUGAACGAAACUUUGUAUAAUAAUGAAAGUAGACAAUCAUUAAAAUUAUUUAAAGAAGAUCCUGAAUCUUUCAAAGCCUAUCAUGUAGGCUAUCAAAAUCAAGUAGAACGUUGGCCAUUGAAUCCGUUAGAUUCGAUCAUUAAUGCUGUGAAGAAAAUGCCAAAAGAUUACAUUAUUGCAGAUUUUGGCUGUGGAGAAGCUAAAUUAGCCUGUUCUGUUGAACAAAAAGUUCAUUCGAUAGAUUUAGUGGCAGUUAAUGAUCGAGUAACAGCUUGUGACAUGGCACAUACACCACUUCUUACUGAUAGCAUUAAUGUUGUAAUUUUUUGUUUAUCACUCAUGGGUUCGAAUCUUGCAGAUUAUAUUCUGGAAGCGAAUCGCGUUUUAAAACAAAAAGGUAUUUUAAAAAUAGCUGAAGUAGAAAGUAGAUUUGAUGAUAUCAACACAUUUAUAAAAGCCUUAGAAACUUAUGGAUUUGAAAUAAUAUGGAAAGACUUAUCUCAUAAUUUAUUUUACUUCAUGGAUUUCAAAAAAAAGCAUACGAUAAAUCGAAUGGAUAAACAUUUAGAUGAAAUCAAAUUAAAACCUUGUUUGUAUAAAAAAAGGUAA